UCAUCACGCAGUUGCAUGCUAACCGUCUCAAUCGCACUCGAAGACCGUCACUUACCCCGAUCGUUACUCACGCUCUUUGCUUCCAUCGUCGGAUCUAGUUGUGCUUUCCCCUAAGCUGCCUGUUCUUCGCACUGAGCAGUUGUGUUGGCGGAUAAUCUGUCCGACGUUCUGAAACCUUGCCGUCGCCCCGGCCUGCUCAGCCACCAAGAUUGUACAACGCCAGCGAACACGAAGGCGGAAUCGACGGACGUAGAGGGGCGCCAAAUACAACAAUAUGGGGAUGCGAGACCUCCGCUUGCAAGUACACAGAUAACCGCAGCCCAAAGAGCACACCUUCACGCACAUGUCGAGGCGUAACCCUCCCUUCGGGGGAUCGUCUCAGACCCCCGGCCAUGACAACCUUCUCCUUGAUCUCGAUGAUUCGCAACCUUACUACUCCUCCGGCUCACGACCUACCGCAACGGAUGAAGAAUUGGCUCGCAGCGGGAGAUAUUUUAUGAACGACUCGGCUACAGCGGAGCCGUUGCAAUCACGUCCGUCUGUUUCCUACGAUGAUUUUGUCGGCAGUAGCUCGCAUGAAUCGCAGGCUAGACCUGGCAUAGUUCCAAAUAUGCCAUCAUUUGGUGACAGCAGCAACGAUCCAUACGCAUCGUCUGGAAGCGGCAGACAGUAUUCACAGACUUCGGAUUUGCAUAAUUGGCAGAGAUAUGCCGACAAUGACGAUUACGACGAUGACCGAUCAGCGGCAGGCGGAGGAUACUAUGCUACUGGCGGUAUAGAUGAACAUGUUCAUUCAGACUCCAAAAUACGAAGUGCGCAGAGUAGAAAUAGCAUCCUGAGCCUGGGGGGCGGCUUGAUGGGCAGAGCAAAACAUAUGCUGGGCAUGGGUCCGGAAUAUUCAGAGAUGGAUUUGCCUUUAACAGAAGCUGGAGCUGGCGCUUCUCGUGCAGCUACUGUAGAAGAGCCUCCAAAGUCUAAAAAGGAUAGACUUGGCGACUUCAGGUUUGGUUUCGGUAAAAAGGUCGAUCCAUCGACUCUAGGACCGCGCAUUAUCCACCUCAACAACCCUCCAGCGAAUGCUGCGAACAAGUACGUGGAUAACCAUAUUUCGACAACCAAGUACAACAUUAUCACGUUCUUGCCGAAGUUCCUUUACCAGGAGUUCUCCAAGUACGCAAACAUAUUCUUCCUAUUCACCGCCAUACUACAACAAAUUCCAAACAUAUCGCCCACCAACCGUUUCACGACAAUCAUUCCUCUCGGGAUCGUUUUAUUGGUCUCUGCAAUAAAAGAGUUAGUCGAGGAUUCUCGGCGACGAUCGUCCGAUAGCCAACUGAACAACUCACGAGCACGGGUUCUGCGAGGCUCAACAUUCCAGGAAUCUUCAUGGAUCAGGGUAGCGGUCGGCGACAUUGUGCGUGUGGAAUCAGAAGAACCCAUUCCAGCAGAUUUGAUACUCUUGGCAAGCUCCGAGCCGGAAGGUUUGUGUUAUAUCGAGACAGCUAAUUUGGACGGCGAAACAAAUCUCAAAAUCAAGCAAGCCAUUCCUGAGACUGCCCAUCUCGUUAGUCAUAGUGAGCUAAGCAGAUUGGGGGGUAGAAUACGUUCCGAGCAACCAAAUAGCAGCCUUUACACAUAUGAAGGAACACUGACCAUGCAAGCUGGAGGUGGCGAGAAAGAGCUUCCACUGAACCCUGACCAGCUACUUCUUCGUGGCGCUACGUUACGAAACACACCCUGGAUUCACGGUGUGGUGGUGUUCACUGGUCAUGAGACUAAACUUAUGCGGAACGCAACUGCCACGCCCAUCAAAAAGACCGCCGUUGAGCGCAUGCUUAAUCGUCAAAUCCUUAUGCUUGGUGCAAUUCUCAUCAGCUUGAGUAUCAUAAGCUCUAUUGGUGAUGUUGUUGUCAGAACAACCUCGUCAAAGAAUCUUUGGUACUUGUAUUACGGUGGCUUUAACGGAGCUCAACAGUUUUUCUCCGACCUUUUGACUUACUGGGUUCUAUACUCCAACUUAGUCCCCAUCUCCCUCUUCGUCACUGUAGAAUUGGUCAAGUAUUCCCAGGCAUUCUUGAUCAACAGUGACCUGGAUAUCUACUACGAUAAAACGGAUACUCCUGCCAAUUGCAGGACAUCAUCGCUUGUAGAGGAGCUGGGUCAGGUAGAAUACAUAUUCUCGGAUAAGACUGGCACGUUGACCUGCAACAUGAUGGAAUUCAAGCAGUGUUCCAUUGCUGGUAUACAGUACGCCGAUGAAGUGCCGGAAGAUCGACGAGCGACUUCUCAAGAUGGAAUGGAAAUUGGUAUCCACGAUUUUAAUCAGCUGAGAGAGAACCGUAAGACACACCGUACGCGAAACGAGAUAUCCGAAUUCUUGACGCUUCUUGCGAUCUGCCACACUGUCAUUCCGGAACGUAAUCCAGACAAACCCGACCUCAUUAAGUAUCAAGCAGCAUCUCCGGACGAAGGUGCUUUGGUAGAGGGUGCAGUGAUGCUAGGGUAUCAAUUCGUUGCCCGCAAACCGAAGCUUGUCAGCAUUGAGGUCGAGGGUCGAGAGUUGAACUUUGAUCUCCUGGCUGUUUGUGAGUUCAACUCGACUAGAAAGCGCAUGUCUACAAUCUUCCGCUGUCCCGAUGGUAAGAUUAGGAUUUACUGCAAGGGUGCUGAUACCGUCAUAUUGGAACGAUUGCAUCAGAAUAAUACGGCUGUUGUCGACGCGACGCUGCGCCAUCUUGAAGAGUACGCUGCCGACGGACUCCGAACCCUCUGCCUCGCCUACCGUGAGAUCAGUGAACAGGAGUUCCAGGAAUGGUACGAUGUCUUCAAUACGGCCGCAACAACUGUGAGUGGUAAUCGCGCGGAAGAGCUAGACAAGGCGGCAGAAAUCAUCGAACACGACUUCACACUGCUUGGUGCCACCGCUAUUGAAGACAAGUUACAAGACGGGGUACCAGAUACGAUCCAUACUUUGCAACAGGCAGGGAUCAAGGUCUGGGUCUUGACCGGUGACCGGCAAGAGACUGCCAUUAACAUUGGCAUGUCCUGCAAGCUCAUCAGCGAAGAUAUGACCCUCCUUAUUGUAAAUGAAGAGUCCCGAGAAGCGACUCGUAAUAAUCUGCAGAAGAAGCUUGACGCUAUAGCUGGUCAGCGUGUUGAUCGUUUGGAAACGGACCAAUUGGCAUUGAUUAUCGACGGCAAGUCUCUAACAUUUGCACUCGAGAAAGACAUGGAGACGAUGUUUCUUGACCUUGCAGUCAUGUGCAAGGCCGUGAUUUGCUGUCGUGUAUCACCUCUACAAAAGGCGCUUGUUGUCAAGCUAGUGAAGCGACACAAAAAGGCGAUCCUGCUGGCUAUCGGUGAUGGUGCAAACGACGUAUCUAUGAUUCAAGCUGCUCAUGUGGGAAUUGGCAUCUCCGGAGUUGAAGGAUUGCAAGCUGCACGCUCAGCUGAUGUUGCUAUCGCCCAGUUCAAAUAUCUACGCAAACUUCUGCUUGUGCACGGAUCCUGGAGCUACCAACGAAUCAGCAAAGUCAUCUUGUACAGCUUCUACAAGAACGUCGCCUUGUUCAUGACACAGUUUUGGUACUCAUUCCAGAAUGAGUUUUCAGGACAAGUCAUAUACGAAUCAUGGACGCUCUCCUUUUACAACGUCCUUUUCACGGUUCUACCCCCAUUUGCGAUCGGCAUAUUUGAUCAAUUCGUAUCUGCACGAUUGCUCGACCGGUACCCGCAGUUGUAUCAACUGAGCCAGAAAGGAGUAUUUUUCCGUAUGCAUUCGUUUUGGUCAUGGGUGAUCAAUGGCUUUUAUCACUCGCUCAUACUAUACAUUGCAUCCAUCUUGUUCUUCGCGUGGGAUCUUCCGCAAGGCGACGGCAAAGUAGCAGGCCACUGGGUGUGGGCUGCUGCGCUGUACACGGCAGGCCUGCUCACUGUUCUAGGUAAAGCUGCCCUUUGUGUCAACAUAUGGACGAAGUGGACUGUGUUGGCUAUUCCCGGCUCGUUCGUCAUUUGGAUGAUCUUCAUGCCUGCAUACGCAGAGAUCGCACCAAUGUUACACUUCAGUACGGAGUGGGAGGGUGUCAAUACAAGAUUAUGGAACAGUCCUGUAUUCUGGGCGAUGAUUGUAAUCUUGCCACCAUUGUGUCUACUGAGAGACUUUGCAUGGAAAUAUGCCAAACGUAUGUACUACCCGCAACCGUACCACCACGUCCAAGAGAUUCAAAAGUACAACAUCCAAGACUACAGACCAAGAAUGGAGCAGUUUCAAAAGGCAAUUAGGAAAGUACGUCAGGUGCAGCGUAUGCGCAAGCAACGUGGUUAUGCGUUCUCGCAAACAGACGAGUCACAACGAAGAGUUCUGGAGGCAUAUGACACGACCAAGGAGCGUGGUCGUUAUGGUGAAUUGCGCGAAGCGAAUUCGAACCAGAUUGGUUCGAGAUGAUCUGUUUGUACUGUGUAUGAAAUGUUUAAGCGGGUGAAAGGACAACUUCUGGAUCAUCUUUAGGCGUGUAGGAAUCGCUUGGGACAAAAUUAUGGGCGUUGAGGCACGCUUUUUACGCAGCAUUUAUAACCUUUUUCUGGCAAUGUUCUAAUAUGCCUGCACAAUGUGGCACAUGAAUUUAUGCCAAUGCUGGAAGUGAACGGGAUCUCUGUGGACUCGUGGCAUUGGCUUGCCUGCUUCCGACCGCAAUCAGAAAAUGGAGGGAGUCAAAGCCGAUGCGGCCGAAACCUGAUAAUCUAUACUCAGCCUGGUUUUGACGUGGUUGCUGUUGCUACUCCCAUGGC
This is a messenger RNA of Verruconis gallopava, 4788 nucleotides long. RefSeq lists its product as uncharacterized. The coding region runs from base 344 to 4444 and encodes 1366 amino acids. Gene Ontology annotation, cellular component: plasma membrane. Lineage: Eukaryota; Fungi; Ascomycota; Dothideomycetes; Venturiales; Sympoventuriaceae. The transcript has 3 exons. Gene Ontology annotation, biological process: endocytic recycling; intracellular protein transport; phospholipid translocation. The record is from RefSeq and is a predicted model, not a curated record. Gene Ontology annotation, molecular function: ATP hydrolysis activity; ATP binding; ATPase-coupled intramembrane lipid carrier activity.